Messenger RNA from Nicotiana tabacum (common tobacco), 1392 nucleotides. RefSeq names its product heme-binding-like protein At3g10130, chloroplastic. The record is from RefSeq and is a predicted model, not a curated record. Lineage: Eukaryota; Viridiplantae; Streptophyta; Magnoliopsida; Solanales; Solanaceae.
CAUCAGUACUAAAACCAAAUGGCCACCUCACAACUUUCCGGCCACAUUUUCCGGUCAUCACUUCACCGGCGCACCAUUUUCCGGCAAUGCCACCCAACUUCAGUCUUCCUUACUCCCCCAAAAAAUAUCAAAACAAAACCUCUUAAAUAUGACAGAAAAUUCAAGUGGUUAAUAAAGUUUAGUUUAGUUGAUAAACAGACCCCAACAAAAAAACCAACAGUUGAUAUGAAACAAUUAGUUGAAUUUUUAUAUGAGGAUUUACCUCAUUUAUUUGAUGAUCAAGGUAUUGAUCGAAAGGCAUAUGAUGAUUAUGUGAAGUUUAGAGAUCCAAUUACAAAACAUGAUUCAAUUGAUGGCUAUUUGUUUAAUAUUGCCAUGUUGAAACAGUUGUUUAGGCCUGAUUUUCAGCUGCAUUGGGCUAAACAGACAGGGCCCUAUGAAAUAACUACAAGAUGGACUAUGGUGAUGAAGUUCAUUCUUCUUCCAUGGAAACCUGAAUUAGUCUUCACUGGCACUUCUGUUAUGGGCGUCAAUCCUGAAACAAACAAGUUUAACAGCCAUGUGGACUACUGGGAUUCAAUUAAGAAUAACGAAUAUUUUUCCCUGGAAGGUCUGCUCGAGGUCAUAAAACAGUUAAGGAUUUACAAGACUCCGGACCUGGAAACGCCUAGUUAUCAGAUACUAAGAAGAACAGCAACUUACGAGGUCAGGAAAUAUGAUCCGUUUAUAGUUGUUGAAACAGAAGGUGACAAACUCGCAGGAAAUAGAGGUUUCAAUGAUGUUGCAGGGUACAUAUUUGGGAAAAAUGCUGCAACAGAGAAGAUACCGAUGACUACUCCUGUCUUCACUCAGGCAUUUGAUGCUGAAAAAUCUAAAGUGUCAAUCCAGAUAGUUCUUCCAUCGGAUAAAUCUUUGAACAGCUUACCAGCUCCCAAUCAAGAAGGUAUUAGCAUAAGGAAGACAGAAGGAGGAAUCGCGGCUGCACUAAAAUUUAGUGGAAAGCCAACAGAUGAUAUUGUUCGCGAAAAGGAGAAACAACUUAGAUCCAGUCUUAUUAAGGACGGUCUCAAACCUCAAUCGGGUUGUAUGCUUGCUCGCUACAAUGAUCCUGGUCGAACGUGGAAGUUUAUAAUGAGGAAUGAAGUUCUUAUAUGGCUUGAGGAUUUCAAGCUGGAUUAACUCCCAUUCCAAAAAUUGCUGAGAUUUUCAUGUAUGUAAAACAGGAGAGAUUCACAAGCAAAGACAGUUUAGAAAAAUUCUUAUACUGAAAUGAAAUUAGUUCUCAAAAUGUUUAGAGAUUUUGACAAAUAUAUGACUUGUGCAUAGCCACAAAUGCUUGUGCUGAACUCACUUUACACUAAACAAACUUCUAUUGUGCAUUACAAAGUUCGA